ACCAGGAAGUUGAACUUCAGCGACUGGCGAGACGUUUUGACAGCUAAAAUGAGCUUCUCGUCCAAAUGACUUUAUCAGACUUGACGGUUUUCCGCUUCAGGACUUUAGUGUAACGUCCUCGCCGUGAGUCCAGGAUGUCUGCGUCCUUUAGAGCCAGUUCAGCGCCGAGUGUAUCGAGGCCGGAGAUGGUGCAGGACGGCAGAGUGGCAGAAAUUCCUAUUCCAGUUCCAAUGGAGAGCAGGAAGACACCCCCUCCCCCUGUCAAACACCAGAUGAUCCCAGAAGAACUUCUAGUUAGCCUCACCUCCACCGUCUCCAACAAGAGCACACUGGGGCAGAAUGCACACAAUCGGCACUGUGAGAGUUGUGGAAUCAGACGACCAGAUGCAGUCUGGCAUCAUCCACUUGGACGCAAGAAAUACAAGUACUUUCUGGAGCAGCCAACGUCUCUGACUGGAGCUGGGAGGGAUAUUUCAUUCCUUUGUGAUGCUAUGCUAACUCAGAAGAAGACAACGCCCCUUCCACCACUUACUGAAAAGAAUGACAUCAGCGACGCAGAGAAUUUGAGCAUCUCAGAAAAGUUGAUCCCAGAUGAAUAUCACAUCGUGAAAAACAAAGGAAUACAAAGCCUUGAGUUCUAUGAAGAUGCGUUCACGGUGCAGCUGAAGGAUGAUGAACAGAAGCUACGGGUCCUCCCUUCACUGAGGCCCAGUGGCCGGAUGGAAGUGGUCCAGCUGAUGAGGAUGAUGGAUGACAUGCUAGAGAAAGCUGGAGUGGAUCAGCAGAAAGAGGAACUUACUGAUCUCUCCCAACUGGAGGGUCUGCUUGAGCUGGUGAAGGUUGAGCAGAACAUCUACAACAUCGUUUUCCAUGAGCUGAUCAGGCAGGUCAGCGUGGGCUGUGCUGAGAGAGGUGAACUGCUUGCCAAGCUCAGACAGCGCUACCAGUCCCUGCUGGAUCGAAUCCCACGGCGCCUCAAGGCGUUACACACUGAGACAGUGGCGCAGCGGGCUCUGGAUCGCCGCCUCACAGAGGAGAUCCAUCGCAUCAAGUCAUCCAUCCAGCAGCUUAGCACGGAACUGUCCAAAAUCAGGAACCAUGAUGCGUUUGUUUCCCAGCAGGCAGAGUGCGCUCACCGGCAGCUGACCGAGGCCCUUAAGCAGACUCACACCAACUCAGAUGUGGUCCAGGGUUACCAUGAGCUCUAUGAGCUGCAGAGGACUCGCCUUGAGGCUCAGAUUCUCCAGAUGACUGAGGACAGAGACUGCUGGAGCCAGCUCACCUUCCGCCUUGCCCUAAAGGUGAUCAGUGUGAAGAACCUGCAGCUGGUUCGUCAGCUCCAUAUCAGUGAGCAAAGCUGGUUUAAGACAGCAGAACACUGCCUGCUGUUCCUCACCACAAAGGAUACAGAAGACCUUAACGUCAUAAUGGAUCUUUCUGACUACUGGAAAGAGGAGUUCAGUACUUUCAUGUCCCAGCUGAGGGAGACUGAGCAUGCUCAGUGCAAACAAAUCAGUGCCAUUAAGCAUGGGAUCUCCAAAUGGCUUUUGUUCUGCGCUGCACAGGAGAAGUGUCCCGAUCCAAAAUACGACACAGCAACAGCGCAAGAGAUUCAUGCCGAUUUGAGACAGUGGACAAAAGUGUUGGCACUGCUCUGUGAAAACUACCAAGGUGAAAAACAGCUUUGCUGCCAACAGACUCUGGAAAAACUUGGCAACAUCCAGCAACGAUGGCUGGAUAUGAGCCUUCAGCUGUUCAGGAGACACCCCUCUCCUACCGAUGAACCGCCUGGAGGCCAGCGGGCCCUAAGAGAGCUGGAAAAGAUCCUGUCCGAGCUCCUUGUGCAGCUGGACACAAGAGUCAGUGGAGAGAGUGGGAUACACAGACAGAUGGUGUCACUGCUCGGGCUGAUGGAGUCCUGGUUGUCCAAAAUUGGUGCAACAAUUACACAACCAGAAAUUACACCUGACACUGAUUGGCUGAAGCUGGAGAAAGCACUGCUUGACUCGCAGAGUUUGGCUGAAGACAUUUUAGAGCACGUCUCUAUCGCACAUCCGGAGAAAAAAAACGACAAAAGCAAGCCUGACAUAUACACGGAGAUAGAAAACGUGUUUGACAAACUGAAGGACUGCGUAACGAGUCUUUCCAAAUUCACUGAGGGUGAGAACCAGAGACUUUGUCAGGAAGCCCGUUCUGUCCACAUGGCUCAGACUCGCUGGAUGCUGGAUCUGUUGCUCCUCAUGUUGCCCGACAAUGGCAAGGAUCAGAACCACAAAAUGGAACACCGUUUCAUUACAGAGAUCUCUUUACAAACCCUGGACGAGGACGCCAAUGUGCUGGCUGAGAAACUGGACUGCUUUUCCAGCUACAUUACCAGGUCCUGCAGCUUGAUUCUGGAGAAGCAGAUUCCUGUGAAUCCACAAGGCGCAGAGGGUGAAAAUGAGAUGAAUGAGUGCAGGAAGCUGCAGAGUGAGUGCGUUGAAUGGGUGGAGACCUCGUUAAUACUUUUAACAAAAGUUCCUGGCAGUGCUGCUGAAAUGCCCGUCCAGCAGCUCACCUCCGGCAGCGAUGUCCCAGACAGUCCAGCAGACACCAUGGAGACUCCAGUGACUGAUAACACUGUAGCAGGACCUACAACAGAUGAUGCCAAGCAGGUGAAAGAGAUCAUAGAUGAGGUGAAGCAGGAAUCAGGAGAGAGCACUGCUGAAAGUGAUGAAACACAACAAGAGGGGGAGCCAGCAGUUUGUGAGAGUCCUGUGCUGCAGCUGAUAAACUAUGAUGGACAUAUCACACAGAGGAAGCUGGGAGAGAGCAUUGUCCACGUCAGCGGGACCGAUGAGCUGGUUGUGUCUCCAGCGACGGAAGAAUCUCAGAAAGCUUUUAAUGAUCUGACUACAAUAGGAUUACUGCAGCAAGAACUGCAUGAUUCUGAGGUACGAGUGACGAUUGCUGAGCAGCGAGCAUUAAAAGCCGAGGAAGACCUGCAGGCAGCGCUGGAGAAGAUCCGUGAGCUGGAGAGACAACUGCAGGGACCAUCCAGUUUGGAGCCUAAAAGUGAUGAAGAGUUAGAGAAAACGCCAACGCUUUCCCCACCACCAAUGACACAGACAGCUGCACCAAAGAAAAACACAGCUCAAACCAAACCAACAAGCAGAAAGACCAAGAAACGGUGAUCAGACAUGUGAUCACGACAACCCUGCAGCUCUGUGUGUAUGUUUGACACCAUCCGGUUAUCUUGAAAAACAUUAAUGUCAAUUUACUAUCUCCCAGGUCUCUGAAGUAUUACACAAAAGAGCAAUGUCAUCCAAGUAUUAAAUAUUUACACUAUCCUUAUUGACGUGAUGUUGUGAUAUUUAUCAUGGCUUGCUGUGGUUUUAUUCAUGUAAAUGCAAACUGGUUUUUGCUUCAUUCUAACAAUUAAAGUGUCUGCACACAUUUAAGGAA
Molecule: messenger RNA, 3444 nt
Organism: Mugil cephalus (flathead mullet)
Lineage: Eukaryota; Metazoa; Chordata; Actinopteri; Mugiliformes; Mugilidae
Gene: axdnd1
Product: axonemal dynein light chain domain containing 1
Exons: 26
Coding region: 135-3173 (1012 amino acids)
Source: RefSeq, a predicted model, not a curated record